AUGGCAGUUCCAAAAAAACGCACCUCUAUUUCAAAAAAACGGAUUCGUAAAAAUAUUUGGAAAAGGAAGGGAUAUCGGGCAGCAUUGAAAGCUUUUUCGUUAGCGAAAUCUCUUUCUACCGGGAGUUCUAAAAGUUUUUUUUGUGUAACAAAUAAAUAA
Molecule: messenger RNA, 159 nt
Organism: Prunus mume (Japanese apricot)
Lineage: Eukaryota; Viridiplantae; Streptophyta; Magnoliopsida; Rosales; Rosaceae
Source: the annotation of a RefSeq genome assembly